Messenger RNA from Dibothriocephalus latus, 497 nucleotides. NCBI's taxonomy places the organism in Eukaryota, Metazoa, Platyhelminthes, Cestoda, Diphyllobothriidea, Diphyllobothriidae. The record is from the annotation of a GenBank genome assembly.
CAACCGCAGUCUUUCCCUGCGUCCAACUGGUUUCGCCCAGCACCGAGCUGACCGGAAACUUUGGUCAACAAGACUUUUACUUUGCCAUCGGUCAGCACAUGGCUCAAGAGCGCUCCACUGCGGUCUGUCAAGCUGUCGAUAGCAAACUCACCUCUGAGUUGGCCAACUCCAAGAUGCGCAGCCUGGUCUUUGACUACCUCCUGAGACACGGUUUCUCCGAUACAGCCAUCGCACUGGCACCCAUAAUCGAAAACUCUUCGACAGCCCAGCUGGCCAAAUCUGACAACGAAGGCGAGCAGCUAGAAGCCGUGGACUCGGCGGGCGACGAUAGUAAUGCUGAAAGUGCCGAACACGCCGCUGGUGAAGAAUGGCCGGAGUCCUUCGAAGCCGUCAAGCGCCGUAUCAAUCUUAUCCGUCUGAUCGAGACGGGUCACUUCCUGGAGGCAAUUACCGAGUUGAGCACCAACUAUGUCAACCUCGUUCACCAAGCGCCCGCC